Molecule: messenger RNA, 1550 nt
Organism: Scleropages formosus (Asian bonytongue)
Lineage: Eukaryota; Metazoa; Chordata; Actinopteri; Osteoglossiformes; Osteoglossidae
Product: haloacid dehalogenase-like hydrolase domain-containing 5
Exons: 8
Coding region: 237-1529 (430 amino acids)
Biological process (GO): glycerophospholipid biosynthetic process
Cellular component (GO): mitochondrion
Source: RefSeq, a predicted model, not a curated record
CAUGUUCGGGGCUCCGCGAGUGGCUCCACUUCCAUUGUGUUCUCGGUUGGCUGACCGUCCUCCAGCCCGGCCGGGAGAGCAGCUCCUCGCCUCCGCCCUCCUCUCCUCCCCCGCCGCUGUCGUCACCCGUCCUCCCCUAGAAAAGGUACAUGGAGGAAAAGGAGCGGAGCGGAGCGGUCCGCCGGCCUCAGGAGCCCUUCUAGCCCGCCCGGCAUCUCGGUCACGCACUCGACACAAUGAAGGCUCUAGGGUCUCUAAGCCGGGCGGCCGCGGUCCCCAGUGUCUGGCAGCGGACGGGUGGCGGCGCUGCGGCGCGCACUCAGCUCCGCCCGGGUUUUGGCCUCCUGUUUGACGUUGAUGGCGUCCUUGUACGGGGCAAGACACCUAUACCGGCUGCCAAGAAGGCCUUCCAAAAACUCCUCAGUCCUCAGGGGCGGUUUGUCGUGCCCGUUGUUUUCGUCACAAACGCAGGGAACUGCCUUCGCCAAACGAAAGCUGAUCAGCUAUCGCACAUUCUAGGCGUUCCGAUUUCCCAGGACCAGGUCAUGAUGUCACACAGUCCUCUGAGAAUGUUCAAGAAGUACCACGACAAGUGCGCGUUGGUGUCGGGACAGGGGCCGGUUCUGGAUAUUGCCAAGAACCUGGGCUUUCAGAAAGUGGUCACCGUCGACAUGCUGCGGGAUUCAUUUCCACUGCUUGACAUGGUCGACCACAACAGACGUCCAAAGCUUCCGUCAUCUUCUAUUGUAAACUUUCCAAAGGUUGAAGUUGUUAUCCUCUUCGGGGAGCCAAUUCGAUGGGAGACAAAUCUGCAGCUGAUCAUCGAUGUGCUGCUCACCAAUGGGAACCUGAGCAGUGCCCAGCAGUACCAGACUGACCCUCAUUUACCCCUCCUUGCCUGUAACAUGGACCUGAUGUGGAUGGCAGAGGCACAGUCGCCACGAUUUGGUCACGGAACCUUCCUGGUUUGCCUAGAGAAUGUCUACAAAAAAAUUACUGGAAAAGACUUGAAAUAUGAGGCUCUAAUGGGAAAGCCAAGCGAGCUGACUUAUCACUAUGCUGAACGCCUGAUCCGGAAGCAGGCUGCCGAGAGGGGCUGGAGGUCACCCAUCAAGUGCCUGUAUGCCAUUGGGGACAACCUCAUGACUGACAUCUAUGGUGCUAACCUGUACAACCGCUGCUUGGAGGAGAGGAGCUCCAGCAAGAGCUUAAAGGUGGUGUCCAAGGCUUUCGUUGGUACCGGGUCCUCCACUACACUGGCCCAGGAGGAGGUUGUGGAGAACACCUGGGAAAGCGUGUUAGCAGCUCCCUCGGCCACCUCCUGCAAGUCCAUCCUGGUUUGCACUGGGGUCUAUAAUCCCCACAUGGAAGUGCCCCCCGAUGCCAGCCGCUGCAUCAAGGAGACCGUGUUCCACGGACACAGGGACUUUCGCUUUGACCCGGUGCUAGUGGAACCCACCUACGUCGUCCAGGAUGCUGACGCAGCUGUGGAGCUCAUUUUCCAGAGGGAGAAGUUCGUGCCUCAGUGAGGCUGCCAGAGGAAGAACACC